AUUAUCUAGUAAUUACUUUUCUAGUGUUUCCAAAGCAACAUUAUUAACACGAUUACAAUCGGCAUUUCUUCUGUUCACAUCAACACAAGUUCAGUCUAAUCCACAUGCAUUUGUUGAUCGAUGUAUUGUACAAUUAGUUAAACUUGUUAAUCGUCUUAUACAAGAUUUAGUUACACCGAACAGUAAUUCUAAUGCUCAAGAAUCUGGUACAUCUGCACAGCUUACUGACUUACUAAUUAUGGGUCUUGAAAUGAUCAAGUCGCGAUUGAAUGUUGUUAGUCAUGAAAUGCGUAAAACUAUCUUUGGUCCAGAUUUAUGUUUAAUAAUGGAUAGAGCACGAGAUCCUCGUUUAUUCUGUGCUGUUCUACAAGUUUUACGUGAUUGGAUAAAUGUACCAAAAUCAGAAGAACAUUUUGCUCCAACAGCUCGUGAAAAAGUCAACUUUUUCUAUAGACUUUGGCAAGCUUAUCCACGUUGGAUUGACAAUUCACCUGAUGUUGCCAGAGAAAUUCUUGAAUGCGUGUACGAUGUUUAUGCCAGUACAAGUGUAUUUAAAAAUCAUGAUCUUUAUAUGAAAUUGGAACAAGCCUUUUGUUGUGGCCUUAUAUCACCAUUUCCUGAUAUUAAUGAACGUUUCAUUUCUUUGUAUUUGGAAGCAUCUCAAAUUCGUUAUCCAACUAAUAGUUAUUCACGUAGAAUAGAUGUUAAUGUAUCAAAUUGCAAUAAUGAAAAUAUUCCUUUAUCAUCAUCAACUGAUCCGAUCGAUUCUUAUUCUGACAAAGAAAUUUUAUCUGCUGAUCAAUCGAUUUCAUCAAAUUAUUCUUGUGCUUCACUAUUAGUUCGACUAUUAUUUCUUCUUGUUUCCAACACUUGGGAUGAAGCUCAUUUUCGUGACGGAUUUUGGUUAUCUGUAUUUUUAGACGUACUGUUGUGCGAUGUGGAUACAACCGCUCCACCAAUGUUGUCCAUAAAUGCUCAAUGCUUUAAUAACAUUUUCAAUUAUUGUUCGAAAUUACCCAGUGUCUCAACAAAUGAAAUAUCAAUUGAUUGUUUGAUCCCUGAACAAACUACCACUCAACAAUCAUGUGACCCACUUCCAAUUAACGAAUUUAAAGUUCUUAUCGAAUCACAAAUUAAAGGGUUAAAUGAAUUACAUAAACUGUCAAUCAAUGCAGGACUACGAGGUAUGCUAUGUCUCGCUCAUAAACGUCCAGCCCUGGCUAGCAAUAUUUUUCAGCAACUUUGGCCUCAAAUAUGGGAUCGUUUACUGCUACAACAGUCAGAAACGUUUUGUUCUUCAUCUGAGUCUAAGCCAGCAGAAUAUUCUGAAACAAAUUCAUCCGUUCAAGAACAUUACAAUCCAUUGCAAACGGGCUUCGUGCAUGAAUCACUACAGACUGGCUGCUUAGAAUCAUCAAUCUUAUCUGAUAGUCCUGCAGUAAAUGGUCAUAAUUUGUCUCCAAAUGAAAUUCGGGGUUUCGUUAUUCCUCAGUUGAUUCGUUUCCUAACCUCAGAUCAGCAUGUACAUCCAGCUGAACCUCAACCGAGUUCCCUUGGGGCUUUCUUCAAUGCUUUGGCCUCAUGCCCAGAUACACUGCUAAUUCAUUUACCCUUACCUGCGAUCACUUAUCUAGGACAAGCUCACAACCAAUGGUAUACAGUUGUUCUAUUUCUUGAAUCAAUGUGUUUUCAAGCAUCUAAAUUUAAUAGCCAAUGCAUUUUGAAUGAUUUGAUCUACUCAGUCGAUCCGCCUUCCAAUGAACAGACUGACUUUGUUCUUUCUAAUUUAAAACCCCAUGAAUUCCCAUUUGGAGCUGCAACUCUAUCACUCAUUUCAUUAUAUAAUGAAAUGAAUGAUAUUGACUUUUUAACUUUCGCUUGGUGGUAUCGACUAUCUUCUCACCAGCGACAUCAAAAGUCAUUCGUUGAAAAUAUGAACGAUUCUGUACGGUCAUCGUCAGUACUUACAUGUUUAGAAUUUGCUCAGCAUGGUUACCUCUUACGAUCUUUGGAUUAUGCUAUGGAUAAUCUUUCAGGUAGUCAAGUUCUGAGUACUACGAAUUCACUAGAAGCAUCAUCAUGUGUGGGAAGUUCAGCAUCAUUAAACCGUGCAGCUGCUGCCGCAGCCGCAUCAUCGUCCAACUCAUUUCCUUCCAGCCGCACAAAUAUUCUUGCAGAUCCUUCACUACAUUUAGGAGAACUUGUUAAUCGUGCACGUCUUCGUGAUUACUGUGUCCUACAAUUAAAACAACUUGGUCAAUGGGAAAGUCUAGAUUCUUUAGCAUCUUCUAUUCAAUCGGCCAAUCAUAUGACUAGUUCAUUCGGUUCUACUUCAACUGCUGGCGGAAAUCCGAACACUGCAGCUGUUGUUAGUUCAAGCAAUUCUGGUGGUUCUAGUUACUGGGGUUUAAAAGCAGAUGCAGCAUGGAGACGAAGUGAUUGGUCUGAAGUAUAUUAUGAUUUGGCUAGAUUGGCUAAUGAAUGUCCUCGUAGUGAACUACCAAGAUAUGCUCUUAUUCAAGCCGCAGCUUGUGUAGCAGGACGUCGAGCACCUGGACUGGGAACAAUCAAUAAUCCAAGUGUAGAUAUUAUUGAAUCUUAUAAUCCUAGUUUAAAUUCAAAUGAUAUAUCCACUGGAUCAACAACUACUGGUCCUAAUUCAUCUGUUCCAAAUAAUACUAAUUCAACUAAUGUCACUUCAACUCCUUCGUCUAAUGCCCUGCAUUCUAAUACUGGAUCUGUAUCACCUAUGAACAAUAUUGUCAAUAUGAUUCAUGCUUCAGAACAAGAAAGUCAUCGUGUUGUAACUGUUACACUUAUGGAAUGGAGGCGUUUGCCUCUUAUCGUUACUGCUCAACAUAUACCAUUACUUCAGAUUGCUCAUCGUGCAGUUGAAAUAACCGAAGGUAAUAGUUUAUUAGCUCAAUAUUGUGGCCAUGUUCUGGGUGGUUCUACUCUUGGUUCUGGCGUGUCUAAUUCUUCUUAUUCUAGUCCUAGUCAAACCAGUUCUGGUUCAUCCACACCAGUACCACAAACAAAUUCAAUUUCCACAUCUGCAUCAUCAGCAAAUAUGCGUUUACCUUUUAAUCAAGCACUUCAUGAUUAUAAAACUGUAUUCAAGUCAUGGCAAAGUCGACCAUGUUCAAUUGGAGAUGAUUUAGGAUUUUGGCAUGAUCUUUAUUCAUGGAGACAAGUAGUUGAAGAAUGUAUCAUUAGCUGUCACCCAUUUUCCCAAAAGUUGAAAUCCGAAAAUAGUAAUUUAAUUGCGCUAUGUCAGCGUGAAUUAGCAUUGAGCCAAUUACAACUUGCUCGUGGUGCACGCAAAUGUCGUUUCCCAAGCAUUGCUCAACAACAUUUAGACAGAUAUACACGUAUGAAUCUGCCACCAUUAUUUGAGAAAACUAAACAAGAAAUCAAGUUAAAAUUAACCGAUCUACGUAAAGAUGAACUUUUGGAGGGAUUGGAACUUAUGGAGAAGACUAAUAUUCAACAGUUUGAAAAGAAAGACCGAGCUAAAUUCUUCUGCUAUAAGGCUGUUUUCUUCUCUCAUUUUAAUAAAGGCGAUGAAGCAACAAAGAAUUUCGGUUAUGCAACUCAAAUGCAAGACAAUCUACAUAAAGUUUGGUCAAUUUAUGGUGACUUUUUGGAAAAUGUUUAUUCUAGCUAUCCAUCUGUAAAACGUGAAGUUGCUGUAUCGACAACCGGUAUUUUUGCUAUGCUAGCGCUUAUGGAAGCUGCUAGCGUUUCUGGUGAUAUUGAACGAAAAAGCCGGGGUGAUAUUGCCAAGUGUUUAUGGUUAUUAACACUUGAUGAUGUUAACGGUCAACAACGCUUGGGACAUACUUUUGAAGCUAGAGCUAGUCGAGUUCGACCAGAAGUUUUUUUACCAUGGCUUCCGGAUCUUGUAGCAUCUCUUUUACGUCCAGAAGGUCGUUUUAUCGUUCCCGCUUUACGUAGAGUAAUAAUUGCCUAUCCUACAGUUCUUUAUGGUCAUUUAAAAGGUUUACAACAUCAGUUAGCUACUGAAGUUAACAAUGAUCAAAAACUUGCUGAAAUCAUUCAUAAUCCUGAAAGUAAAGAUGAUCCUUAUAUUAUUGCUAUUCAAAAUCGUAUUACAUCAACACUAGGUUCAGGAAAAGAAGCAUUCAUAAAAUGCGGUAAUUUGUCUUGGUCAUUGAAUCGUGGAACUGGUACAUUUGAUAAUCAUAAUUCCGAUGGACAAUCAGGUUACAGUUUUGGUAGUACACAUCAACCAUUUUCAUUAUCUUCAACAUCUUGUAACACUCCUAAAAUUGGUUCUCAUAAUAACAAUAAUAAUAAUUCCAACACCAUUUAUCCUAAUUCUUGUGGAGUUAAUUCAUCGGUUUCGUCGAAUUCUAAUGCUUUGAGUAAUUCGAAGAAAAAGAAGCGUGUAAUUGUUGUUAUGCGAGGUGUUGAAGGUGAACGAUUGAAUACGUCACCUAGUUCUUCACCACCGCCACAUCCACUAACACCAACACUAAAACAACAGAAACCUGAUUUAAUUGGACAAUCAUCUCGUUCAAUAAAUCAUCCUAAAAAGGUUGUUAUUCGUGGAUCAGAUCAUGACUCAACAAUACCUCCUAAUGCAGAUCACGAUCAAAUUGAUUAUUUAAGUGAAGAUGCUGAAAUGACAGAAUUAGAAGAAGAUACUGAGAUAACUGAUGCUGAUCGCGAUGAUGAGGAUGAUGAUUUCACUGGAAAUGAAGAUAUAGGAUUAUAUGAAACUGAUUCAAGUACUAAAAAUGUUAUCAAUGAUUUAGAGCCCAAAGUUGUCUUAUCCGAUAUUGAUGAUGAUGCUGUUAGUAGUGAUCCUGUUACUGGCGCCAUUUCAACUGAUUUAGUCGAACAAACAGUAGAUAUUGGCUAUGGAAAUUCAGUAACUGGUUGUUUGUCUAAUUCAGUUGUUCAUGGUCUUCACUAUGCAAAUAUUCUAAUUAAUCAACUUAAACGUAAGCAUCCAGCUCGUUUAUAUGUAGUGGAUUUAUUCACAAAUGAAGUCGGUGGUCGUUUAAGGCCUUCAUGGUCUGAACAAUUUUUAUCUCAACUAUGCUCAGUUCUGGAUUAUCUUCAACGUCUUGCGUACGCUCAUUUACAUCCGGGUAGACGGUGGAAUUUUAAAAGUUUGGAAACACAAACUAUUCCACUUUGGUUAGCUACUGAAUUAAAAAUAAUGGCCCGUUAUUGUGGUAUGCCAAGAAACACAUUUCGCUCGUCGCAUAUGACAGAAAAUACAACUCUUCACAGUUCAGUCAAAUUUGAUUCAAGCUCUCAAGUUGUUAUGUCUACCGAUUCUCAAAAUGAUGAAAAAGAGAAGUCGAAAUCCCCUCAAUCAAAAUUGACUACCCGAGCAUCCGCUUGUAUCAAACCAAAAACCAAUCUUGAUACUGCUUCUGAACAAGAUGAUCCUAAAUUAUCCAAUGAGCCACAAAAGCAAUCUGUUUUAUUGCCAAACAUGCCAGCUUUUCACGAAGUUGAUCGAAUAGCAUCUGAAGUCUUAUCUGCAGAGUGUGAAAAAGAUCCAUUUUUCAAACACCUCCGUGAUACACUGUCUACUGAAAUGACGAAUUUACAAAAUGAGAGCAUAUUGUCUCUAAUCGAAAAGCUGACACGACAUUGGAUCCCAAUGGUUGAACAACAUGUAGCUAAAUUACCUGUUCGUACUCAUAUUUCCAGUUACGGGGCAAAACGCCUAUUAGAACUACCUAAUAUAGUCUCACCUGUCAGUACACCUAUUACGCCUUCCUCGAAAUCAAAUGUAUCAAAUGCACCACAACUAUAUUCUGUUUUCUCCUCAAUUCCGACAUUUCCUUGUCUCGAACUCCCUGGGGAGUCAGGGAUUCUCCAGUCAUCUGCGGUAAAUCUAGGUUCAAUGGCUAAUUCCCAUCAUUCUCAAAACGAAUCCAGUCAACAAAUAGGUGGCUACAUUAAUAAUAUUCCUUUAUAUCUUCAUGUAGCUGAAAUUAUGCCACACGUGGAGCGAAUUCGUUGUUCAUCUGGUGCAUUUGCUCCACCUGCCCGUCGUAUCGGUCUCCGAGCUAGUAAUGGAAGGUUAUUUUUUUACGAUUUACCUUGUCCAAGCACUCCUCCAAUUAUGGAUCUAGCUGUCACGCAGAUAGAUGCAUUGAAUGGUGCAAAAUGUCAUGAACUUCUCAAUGCAAUUUCUAUUAAUGAAUCUACCAAUCUUGAACAUCUAACUGGAAAGGAAUUUUGCCCAUCGGCUUAUAUAAGCUGGAGACAGAAUGGUCCUCUUCAAUUAUUCCAGAUGAUUAAUUCUGUAUUGCUUGGACAGCCGGAAACAGCUAAAAGAAAUCUCUCAUUAUUUGUUUCAAGGCGAAUGGAAGUUGGUCCUUCUGGACUUUACUUAACUCAAGUUGGAUCAUCUGUAUCGGCAGCGAAUGUUAGUAUAGCCAGUGCAUGUCCUCUACCAUCUGCGAACCCAGUAAAUAAUCGUAGACUUACAGCUUUAGCAAGACCACCUCCUGUUGGACCCAGUUUUCCAUCAACCUCCGUGGAUGAGAAUCCAACUAAUCACGUUUCAUCAUCAACAUCAUUCUGUGAAGAAGCUUUCAAACAAUAUUCUUGGUCUUUAUCUUUUGCUGAAUCUCAUUUAACUCCACAGAAUAUCGAUAAGAAUCAAUUAUCUUGUCAAGGAAUCUUGGAAUCUCUUAAGGCCCGAAUCCGCGUACCAUCUCCUCCACCUGGACCACUACCGAAUUUAAUGACUAUUCAACCAACUAGCUUGAUUAAUCAAUCAACAGUUGUUGGAAGUGCUGCUAUGGCUUUGGAGGCUAUUGGACGUCCAGCUGGAUUAGAUGCUGGUUGUCGUUGUGUUUGUAAUACUGUUUUUGGUAUUUUAGAAAAAUCUAAUUGUACAUUAUUGUUUAACUCUAAAUACAAACAGAAAUACAAAUUUGAUGAUUUAUUACAAUCUAUGAAAUCGGAACACCAACAAGAAGGUAAAAUAAAAACUAAAUCUUCCUCUGAUCGAAUUCAAAGCUUAAUGAAUUCUUCUAUUCUUAAAAAUUCACCAACUGGUUAUCGAAAUUUCAUUUGUUUAUUUUAUGAAUAUAUUUCAAAAAUAUCCAAUCAGAAUGAAAUUACAAAUCAUGAUUUAUUUAAAAUAUUUCUUGAUCUUUCAUCACGAAUUCCACAGGCUCCAAAUAUUCGUGAUCCUGUAUUUUCAAACCUGGGAACGUUUGGUAAUGAUAAUGAUGAUUUAGAUAAUCAAAAGAUGACUUUGGAAUCUUUAAAAAAUCGAUUAGAAUUCCCACGUGGUAAACUUCUUCAGCAUUGGGCAAAAAAUCAAAUGCUUGAUUCUGAAAGUUAUUGGUUGUUGCGCCGUCGUCUAGCACAUAAUCUUGGAACUUAUGGACUUAUAGAACGAUUGUUUCAUUUAACACCUCUUCAUCCAGGUUGUCUAGUAAUCGAUCCACGUUCUGGUCAUGCUGAAGCGCAUCAUGUCUGUUUUGGAUUGCCAGGAGAUAAUUCUUCGUCAGAACAAUCUCAUUUGUUGAAUUCAGAAAAAGGAUUUAAUCAACCAUACUUUAUUUCUUGUUUCAAUCAAUCCAUGCUUAUACACAAGCUGGAAAAAUCUGGUAAAAAACACUCUUCGAAUAUUCAGUUGUCUUCUAAAAUCUCAACUGAUUCUCCCACCAUUGAUGAUAUUAGUGAUAAAUGGUUAAGUCACUAUCGUCCAGUACCAUUUCGUUUAACGCCACAUUUAGCUGGUCUUGUUUGCUUACCUGGAGCUCCAGCAAAAGUUGGUCCUUUCGCAGCUAGUUUCACUACAACUGCACAAGCUUUGAUGAAUGCGCCAUAUGAUCAUAGUUUAACCAGUCUUUAUCGAACACUUUUACGUCGUGAUUAUAUUCUAUGGCAUCGAGGCAGACAAUCUUCUAUAUAUGCUUAUCAAUUACUUAUGAGUGAGCAAGAUGAAACGAUUCAACAAUCAUCAUCAGCAUCAUCAGAAACUUGUCAACCUUCAUCAUCAUUUUCUGAUGAGAAUGAAUCUUCAACAUUGAAUUGUUGUUAUUCAUCAUCACCAACUCUUGUACCAGAUUUGACUAAUGAACAGUUAAUUACACUGAUAAAUUGUACAAUAGAAUCAAUGAAUGGUAAAUUAAAAGUUGCUUCCGACUACUCGGGAACUGAACCAAAAUCAUGGAAACUUAUCGAUGAAGCCACAAAACCUUCAAAUUUAAUUCACAUGGAUCCAAAUUUAUUACCUUGGUUGUAAACAAUAUUAUUUUUUAGAAAUUGUAUCACAUUUUGUUUCUUGAAUUUCUCUCCUCCAAUAUAAUCAUCAGGUCACUAUGGAAAAUAAUCAUCCGGUUUUAUUAAAUUAUCUUAUUGUUUAAAAUUGAAUCUUUGUUUCUUUACGUGUAAACAGUCGAAAUGUUUUUGUAUUGUUCGUCCUCCUUUCUUUUGAUACUUACCGUAGGAUUUUGAGAUUCCCCUGUCUAUUUUAUUAUUAUUAUUAUUCAUUGUCUUUAAUGUUCAGUUGGCUUUUUUCUGUCAAUGUUCUCUCAUGUUAAUAAUGUUAUUGUUAAUGUAAAUAGUAAAUGCUGAUGUACUUAAAUUCAUUUUUUAUAGUUAUUAUUAAAAGAAACAGUAUUCAUUGAAUGUGAGAGUAUGUCUUCUAAUUUUCUACACUUCGUUUCCAUCUCUUCAUAUUUUUGUCAUGGAUUUUUACAUUAUUUAGAAUCAGUUAAGUCCUAUCAUAGUUAAUUCGAUUAGCAGUACGUUGUUGACUUAGUUACUUUCUUGAUGACUGUAUGAUGUUUUCCUCUGCACGAGACUCAAAGAUCUCAGUUCGACAGUAUGUCUUUGGUUUUAUACAUUUACGGACUUAACAAACAUCUGUGUGGUUGUGUCGGUUUCUUAGCUGAUGUUAUUUCACAGUCAAACACUUUCUAUUAACAUUAAGUGUUCAUUUUAAAUAAAGUCCGACGGAAUGAAACAUCUCAAAUACCAUUAUCAUUUUAUAGUAUUCUUCACUGAACUGACUAAUUGAGGAUUUAAAUCUUACUUUCAUAGUUAAGAUUUAUAGAGUUAUGUUCAGUGUUAUUAAUUUUGUAAAGUUUCUAGAUCUUCAAUCAGUGUAUUUACCAAAUAUAGUAUUCUCGAAUGUAAGUCCCUGGUAUACUGUAAAUGCGACAUAAAAUAUCAAUAUACUAUCAUUACAAAUUAACUAACCAUCUCAUCAGUUGUGAAAUUCUUUGAAUUAUCUUAAUUGGAUUAACACUUCAUAUUGUGAAUGAAUCAAGAUUGAUCUCUUAUAAAUACUGAGAUAAAUUAGAUGAUACC
Messenger RNA from Schistosoma spindalis, 9327 nucleotides. NCBI's taxonomy places the organism in Eukaryota, Metazoa, Platyhelminthes, Trematoda, Strigeidida, Schistosomatidae. The record is from the annotation of a GenBank genome assembly.